Cucurbita moschata (crookneck pumpkin) is the source of this 2571-nucleotide messenger RNA. RefSeq lists its product as uncharacterized. The transcript is spliced from 5 exons. The coding region runs from base 74 to 703 and encodes 209 amino acids. The record is from RefSeq and is a predicted model, not a curated record. Lineage: Eukaryota; Viridiplantae; Streptophyta; Magnoliopsida; Cucurbitales; Cucurbitaceae.
CAUAUGUUGCACGAUAUUCCUUGGCGCCAAAGAUUAGGUUCAGAACGUCCGAAAAUUUUCCCGCGAUAUCAAGAUGGAGAGAAGGAUGAAAGACUCCCAAACUCCGCAGAGAGAUCAAGCGGCGAAUCGUAGAUCAAGGAAACCUCUGAAGCGAAGUUCGAAGCAAGACUUCUCUUCGAUUUCUGUUGUCUCAGACGUCAAUCAAAUUCCAGAUAUCGAUCGAAGUUUCUUGCAUGAUGUUAAUCCGGCUCUUUCUGCUUGCUGCGGGAGCUCGCUUAUCCCCGAUCUUUCUCCAUCUUCAGUUGUCACUUUUGAUAAUGGACAGCUUGACAAGGUUCCAGUUAAUUUUUCUGGAUCUAAUGAUUUGGAUGAAACUGGCGCGGGUUCAGUAGGAGCAGAGAUUGCUGUAAGUUCUUUAAGUCGUGCUCUAACUCAAGUCCUGCAAUCCACGGAUGUUGAUCAUCAGGCCAAGAAGCUUAUAGAUGCAUCCAUAAGGAUCAUUGUAGACGAUUUCCUUGCUAUACCUCAAGAUCGAGACCAUAUUUUUCAAAUUAUUUCUGCCAAAAAUCAAGUUCUCUCUAUAUCUUUAUUCCUGUGGAUCAUCGUCUUGGCAUUAGCUUUCUUAAUUGAUUUUGUCGUACUUGUUACCUUCGAAAUGGACUUUGCCUAUUUCAUCUUCCUACAUAAGAAACCUAAGCCGUGAAAGUCUGUAAUCGAAAGUUAACCGUCCAUAACCUCACGGUUAGCGUACUAUGAUUCAAAGCUAUUUGAAAUUUUCAUAAACUUGUGAGUGACCAUUUGACUUCGAUCUUUAGUAAACCUUUAGCAUUACAUUUGACUUCGAUCUUUUAGUAAAGCUUUAGCAUUACAUUUGACUUGGAUCUUAUAGUAAAACCUUGGCAUGCAUUACAUUUGACUGCUUAUUUGUGAGUCUUCACUUUCUUAUUUGAUUAAUUAGCGAAUAUUUAAUGUUGUUUUCACUUUGCAAAGAUAUAUUUUGCAUAGAGAACUCAGGGCAAUUUGUUUUGAUUUCGGAACUAUUAUGAUGCGAGUUAGAGAGGAUCCAAACUGCUCUGCAUUCUGGAGAUGUUGUUGCAUUUGAUAAAGACUCGAGCCUGAUUUGUUAAUAAACAACGAUUUAUGAUGAGGCUGAUCUUUUUUUUGCAUAUCAUUCCAGCAUUGUUGCAUAUCUUUAGCAACUCCUUCCAGGUGCAUUAUAUGCAAAUCAAGUAUGCUAUUAGAAAAAGCUCAACAGAAGACGAUGAACUAAACAAUGAAAUCAUAUGACUGAUUGAAGAGAACAUGUCAGUGGUUGGCACAACCUCAUACUGAUAAUGACAAGAUUACUGCCAGCUGAAUGUGAAUUUAGUAAAAGAAAACGUUUUGGACUUUCCAUAGAAGAUAUAGAUUAUAAUCAGUUUUUUCAGAAGACACGCAUUUGUUGCAUAUUUUUGGCAUCUUCUUUCUGGUACAUCAACUCAAGUAUGCUGUUAUAAAAUGUAUUCUAUCUACAAAAGACGAUGAGCUAAACAAUGAAGUCAUAUGACUGAUUGAAGAGAUAUCUUAGCGGUUGGCUGGCACACCCUGAUACUGGUAAUGUCUAGAAUAGUGCCAACUGACUGAAUAUAGUUGGAAAAACGUUUUGGGUUUUUUAUUGAAGAACUGGAUUGUAGUUAGUUACUGAUUCCAUCUGGUAACUUGAAAUCUGAGUUGAUGACUUGUCAGCUACAACCUUGAACAAGUCUCUGGUUUGCUCUUUGAUUGUGGUUUGAUUUGAACUGCAAGGACUGGAUUUGUUACACCAAAUGAACAUUGUUUAAGGUUUUGAUACCUAGGUCAAUCCUAGUUCUCUCAAUGGCAGGACAUUUACAUGUUACCUACCGAAUGGUAGAUAAUGAUAAGCUGCUGGUCAUUUAAGUGACUAAUUCUAUUCAGUGGCAAAAUUAAUAUCUUUUAAUCAGAUGGGGUUUGUUCUCUAUCCAUGAUUGAGUAAUUUGGGUAAUUCCCAGGGAAUUCUCUUAACAGGAAACCUUGACCAUCUACAUAUGCCUCAUUGAAAAGAUUCAUUCUGUCCUGAAUAGAAACAGAUGGGAAGAAGAAAGAUGUACUUCCAGGGGAUUAUGUCCAUUGCAAAGGAAAUCGAGGAAAGAGGUAGCCGUUGCACUAAAUGUGGAGGCAAAUGACAAUCAGCCCGUGGGGUCCUCAUCACCAGGCUUUCUCUCUGAUGCUAACGUGCAUUAUAUACAUCUUCCAGACCUACAUGCAUGCAGCUGCCAGGUAUGUGUAUAGCUCUCUCAUAUUCAUCUUUAAUUGAUCAUUUCCCCCUCCCCAAUGUGAUUGGUUUUGACAUCUUAUUUAUGAUACUUACUUUUGAAUCUAUUAAACGCUCCAGUCCUCGCUACUUUAUUGUGUCUGACACGAAGGGGGCAACCCCUCCUCUAAAUCAUAAUGGCUGUUAUAGUAAAUUAAACUUUAGCGCUAUAAUUUAAGGUUUAUUUUCGGUGGCUUGUUCUCUUGUGUAUUGAUUACACAUGGUCACAAUGAUUUCACUAAGAAAGAGGAUUAGGUUAU